Thunnus maccoyii (southern bluefin tuna) is the source of this 2210-nucleotide messenger RNA. Its product is annotated as E3 ubiquitin-protein ligase pellino homolog 1-like. The transcript has 7 exons. The coding region runs from base 189 to 1472 and encodes 427 amino acids. Gene Ontology annotation, biological process: regulation of Toll signaling pathway; protein K48-linked ubiquitination. Lineage: Eukaryota; Metazoa; Chordata; Actinopteri; Scombriformes; Scombridae. Gene Ontology annotation, molecular function: protein binding; ubiquitin protein ligase activity. The record is from RefSeq and is a predicted model, not a curated record.
GAACUAGCUUACGUAUUUUUUCUACUUGGAAGCCGUUUACACCGCCGGUAACUGGAACGAAUUGCUGCGUUUGGACAACCGGUAACUUUGGUGAUGUGUUGUUGUUGUUUUCCUGCACCGAUGGAGACUCUCUGAGGACGACGGAGGAACUUCAGUCCUCGGCGUUCUUCCCUCUGAAGGCUGCACAGAUGUUUUCGCCUGGUCAGGAAAACAUCUCCACCUCCACUGCUUCCACCAAAGGACCAGUCAAGUAUGGAGAGCUCAUUGUGCUGGGGUGUAACGGCUCUCUGCCCAACGGCGAUAAGGGGAGGCGGAAGAGUCGUUUCGCUCUGUGUCGCAGAACCAAAGCCAACGGCGUGAAACCCAGCACUGUCCACACUUCCUGCACACCUCAGGCUGCCAAGGCGAUAAGCAACAAGGAGCAGCACAGUAUAUCAUACACUCUAUCCCGGGCGCAGACGGUGGUGGUGGAGUACACACACGACAGCAACACCGACAUGUUCCAGAUCGGGCGGUCUACGGAGAAUCCCAUCGACUUUGUGGUGACGGACACGGUGCCCGGAGGUCAGGGCCAAGCCGACGGUCAGUCGGUUCAGAGCACCAUCUCCCGCUUCGCCUGCCGCAUCAUCUGCCAAAGACACCCACCUUACACCGCGCGCAUCUACGCCGCGGGCUUCGACUCCUCCAAGAACAUCUUCCUCGGGGAGAAAGCAGCCAAGUGGAGGAUGCAGGAUGGUCAGAUGGACGGACUGACCACCAACGGCGUCCUGGUGAUGCACCCGCGCCAAGGCUUCAUCCAGGACUCCAAACCCGGCCUGUGGAGGGAAAUCUCAGUCUGCGGUAACGUCUUCAUGCUGCGGGAGACCAGAUCAGCUCAGCAGAGAGGCAAGAUGGUGGACGUUGAGUCUAACGAGCUGGUGGACGGCUCGCUCAUCGACCUGUGCGGCGCCACCCUGCUGUGGCGGACGGCCGAGGGCCUGGCGCACACUCCCACCGUCAAACACCUGGAGGCGCUGCGGCAGGAGCUGAACGCAGGACGGCCUCAGUGCCCCGUGGGCUUCAACACGCUGGCCUUCCCCAGCCUGCGCCGAAAGGACGUUCUGGACGAGAAGCAGCCGUGGGCCUACAUGCGCUGCGGCCACGUGCACGGCUACCACGGCUGGGGGGGCCACCGCAACCCCGAGGUGGAGGAGGAUUGUCAGGAGAGAGAGUGCCCCAUGUGCAGGGCGCGGGGCCCCUACGUUCCGCUGUGGCUCGGCUUCGAGGCGGGCCUCUACGUGGACGCGGGACCCCCCACCCACGCCUUCGUCCCCUGCGGUCACGUCUGCUCAGAGAAGACGACGGCGUACUGGAGUCAGAUCCCGCUGCCGUACGGCACCCACGCCUUCCACGCCGCCUGCCCGUUCUGCAUCCAGCCGCUGAACGGAGAGAACGGCUGCGUCAGACUCAUUUUCCAAAGCCCGCUGGACUAGAAACCACUCAGACUUUUUCCAUCUGGAGCCUUAACCAACAGACAGCGUGAUGCUUUGAGUUUUGGAAAUUUCUUAACUUAAUUUUUCAUAACUUAAUUUAACUUAAUUUUGACCAAUAUAAGUACAUGUUUUGGGUUUAUUUCUGCCUUGUUUUUAAUAUCACUGGUCAUUCAGGCAGCGUUGUCCUCCUGUGAGGUGACACAGAUGCAGAAAUACAGAUUUGCCUUAUUUAUUCAUUUAUCUUUUCUGUCAUGUUUUUUUUUUUUUGUAAACCAAUGCAAAUAUUUAACAGCAGUAACGUUUCUCAGAGUUUCCCUGUGACUGGUCCCAAACCAGCCCCCAUCCCCUCCACUCCCGCCCUCCGUUCGCCAUAUUAAGGGCCGUCCCAAUCAAAUUAGCGCGGCGUGUAAAGUGGACUGUGAACCCGGUGCAGGCUUACGAUCAAUCCUAACAGGAAGUGCACGUUGGACAGGAGAACGGAGGAAACAACAUACAAAUGUAAGAGUUCCGUCACACUUUUGUUUCCCCUCACAAUAACUUCACCGUCUCAAACAGGAGAAUAACAUAAUAGCAUAUCUCAUAUCUCAUGGUUAUAGAUGUUAUGUGUUCACACGGACAGUGGAAAAAAGACAAAAGCAGCUCAUGAGGCUGCGAAUGGAAAAAUGAACAUCUAUUCACCGAAAAAGAGAAAUAGCGCCAAACAGGUCUGGGCCUAAUUAAUAAACGAAGUUGAUCUGU